CUUUCGUCUGCUCUGGAUCCAUCUCGCUCCUCCUGCUGCCCGCACCCGAUGGACACUCUGCUGCUCCGACUCGUCGUUCUGCUCGGCUGUCUGGGCUGGGCUCACUCGCUCAGCUGCGGUUCGGCUGGCAACUGGACCAUCAUCAGCUCCCAGAGCGCCCUCGCCCAGUAUGCCAACUGCACCCAGUUCCUGGGCUCUGUCUCCAUCAACGGCUCGGAUGUCAGCGACCUGUCGCCUCUCCAUUCGCUGACCUCUGUCCAACUCGCCGUCGAGAUCACCAACACCAAGCUCUUUAAUCUCCAGGGGCUUUCGUCGCUCCAGAGCAUCGGCGACAAGUUCUUUAUCCACUCAAACCCGAGUAUGGCCGCCCUCGACGGACUCGCUGUCCAAGUGGUCACCGGCGGCAUCUUCAUCUACGACUUGCCCGUGCUCAAGUCGAUCUCGUCGCUCAAGUUCCUGAACUACAUCAACCCCAACGGCUCCGCCCAGUAUCCCUUUGGCCUCUCGAUCUAUCGCAACCCUGCCCUCAGCAGCCUGGAUGGUCUUCAAAACCUCAAGACCAUCGGUAACUCGUUCUUCCUUGGGGAUCUGCCCCUCAUCAGCGACUUUACAGGUCUGCCGGCCAACAUCACCACCGUCAACUUCACACUCUCCAGCCUGAGCACGGUGGCGUCCUUCAAGGCCUUCCCGCCACUGGCUGCCGUUCCGGGCACCUCGGGUGUCGCCGUUACCAUCAGCUCCAUGAGUGUCAGCACCCUCGAUGGCCUCGUCGUCCCCACCAUCUCCAACCUCACCAUCUCCAGCAACAGCCAGCUGACUUCUAUCGCUGCCCUCAAGAGCUCCACCCUCAACGGCCCUGCCGUCACCAUCACCCAAAACAACUACCUGUGCGACUAUUCGGGCAUCAACACCACCGCCCUGGCCAUCCGCGGUGGCAUCAUCAACAUUGCCAACAACUGCGGCUCAUCCACGGUCGGCAGCGUCCUCGGCCCCACCCCGACAGGCCUUCUGUCGCUCCCCAGCUCAGGACGAUCCACCGUCCCCGGCUUCUUUGUCGCCCUGGUAGCGUCGCUGACCGUCUAUUUUGCUACUGCUCAUCUCUGAGCACUGUCCUGGAGGCUCUGAUCGGCACCAUCGCUGCCGACAGCAUGCUGUAAUGCCUGUUUCUCACUCACGUCCGAAGCUCAGUCGUAGUCACAGCCACCCGAUAGAUUUGAACCGGUGCAUGUGCCUCUUGCCCUCGCCCACAGAACUAGAUACUAAAGCGCAUCUAAAACGAAACGGGAUGCCUGUUUUGAGCCGGAGCUGUCGGUCUUUUUUUGUGUGUCCUGAAUACAUUCCAUGAAUCGCGCCCGUCAUGGUCAGACGGUA
Polychytrium aggregatum is the source of this 1371-nucleotide messenger RNA. RefSeq lists its product as uncharacterized. The transcript is spliced from 3 exons. The record is from RefSeq and is a predicted model, not a curated record. Bases 49 to 1104 code for a protein of 351 amino acids. Gene Ontology annotation, cellular component: plasma membrane; cell wall. NCBI's taxonomy places the organism in Eukaryota, Fungi, Chytridiomycota, Chytridiomycetes, Polychytriales.